Molecule: messenger RNA, 3888 nt
Organism: Aspergillus pseudonomiae
Lineage: Eukaryota; Fungi; Ascomycota; Eurotiomycetes; Eurotiales; Aspergillaceae
Gene: cef1
Product: putative cell division control protein (Cdc5)
Exons: 10
Coding region: 1-3888 (1295 amino acids)
Biological process (GO): regulation of DNA-templated transcription; mRNA splicing, via spliceosome
Cellular component (GO): Prp19 complex; spliceosomal complex
Molecular function (GO): histone acetyltransferase activity
Source: RefSeq, a predicted model, not a curated record
AUGCCGGUGGUCAAAGGAGGUGUCUGGACAAAUAUUGAAGAUGAGGUGCUUCGAGCGGCGGUGUCCAAGUAUGGUCUCAACCAGUGGGCGCGAGUAUCCUCGCUGCUAGCUAGAAAAACCCCCAAGCAAUGCAAGGCUCGAUGGGUGGAGUGGCUGGAUCCCGGCAUCCGGAAGGUCGAGUGGUCGAGGGAGGAGGAUGAGAAGCUACUACAUUUGGCCAAGUUGAUGCCCACUCAGUGGCGUACUAUUGCACCGAUUGUUGGACGCACAGCUACUCAAUGCCUCGAGCGCUACCAGAAAUUGUUGGACGAGGCGGAAGCUCGUGAAAACGAUGAGCUUGGUCUAGGCGGUCCUGAGGGUGGGGAGACCGCUGCACCAAGUGCAGACGAUGUGAGACGGCUACGCCCUGGCGAAUUAGAUCCCGACCCCGAAUCGAAGCCCGCUCGCCCAGAUACAAUUGACCUUGACGAAGAUGAGAAGGAGAUGCUGAGUGAAGCUAGAGCUCGUCUGGCGAACACACAAGGAAAGAAAGCAAAGAGAAAGGCUAGGGAACGACAACUGGAAGAAUCUCGGAGACUUGCUGUGCUUCAGAAGCGUCGUGAACUCAAGAAUGCUGGUAUCAACAUCAAGGUUGUCACCCGGAAGAAGGGUGAGAUGGAUUACAAUGCCGAUAUCCCAUUCGAAAAGCCGGCAGCCCCCGGUUUCUACGAUACAAUGGAGGAAGAAGCCAGGAAUGAGAGGCAGCGCGAAAUGUUCGACCCCCGUAAGCAACAGCUUGCCAACAAGCGCAAAGGAGACCAAGACGAGGAGGCGGAGCGCAAGAAGAGGAAAAAUGAUAAGAACAGCAACUCUGCUGCUUCUGCAGCAGCAGCAAGGGCUGGUCAAAUGCAGAAGAUCCGCGAGGCGGAGCAGAGUAGCAAAAGAAGAGCUCUUGUCCUACCAAGCCCUCAGGUCAGUGAAAGUGAGAUGGAGGAUAUCAUCAAGAUGGGUAUGGCAGGUGAUAAGGCCAGCAAAAUGGCUGGUGAUGAAGAAAUGACACGAGGCUUGCUUGGAAAUUAUUCGGCAAUUGUUGGCGGGACACCGAUCAGGACCCCUCGCGCUGCGCCGGAGGAAGAUCAUAUCGCCAAUGAGAUUAAGAACAUCAGAGCCCUUACUGAAACCCAGUCGUCAUUGCUGGGAGGCGAGAACACACCUUUGCACGAGGGAGGAUCUUCUACUGGCUUUGAUGGUAUUGCACCACGGCGCCAGGAGAUUGUCACACCGAACCCUAUGGCCACGCCUUUCCGACAGGCCAAUGGUGGUGUCGGUGCGACACCUAUGCGAGGAGGUGUUGGUCCGGGAGCGACUCCUUUGCGAACCCCCCGUGACCAUUUCUCCUUGAAUCAGAUGGAAGGGGGACAGCUUGUUGGGAGUACUCCGAAGGAGAUCAAGAUGCACGAGAAUUUUAUGCGCCAAAGCAUCCGCAGCAAGCUUUCCGCGCUGCCAAAACCAAAAGAAACCGAAUGGGAACUGGAGGAACUUCCUUCAGAGUCUGCAGAGCCAACCGUUAGCGAGGAGUAUGUGGAAGAGGACAUGGCAGAGCGAGAUAGGAGGGAAAGAGAGGCGCGAGAGAAGGCAGCUCAGGCUGAAUUAAAGCGUCAAUCACAAGUCUAUCAGCGAUCACUCCCCCGUCCAAGUGUUCUAGAUAUAGACGCGCUGGUUGAACGUGCGUCACAAGUGACGGAUCCGAUUGCCAGCAUGAUCUCCAAAGAGGCUGCUUUGCUUAUUGCCCACGAUGCUCGAAAAUUCCCUGUUCCUGGUGCUAAGGUAGAGGGCAAAGCACGGAAAGCGGAACGGAUUGAUGACGCGUUGAUAGAAGCAGCUCGCAUUGCUAUUGCCACCGAAGCAAAUUCUGAGGAAAAGAAACCAGAGUGGACAGAGGACUUCGAUGCUCAGUGGACAACUGCACAUUUGAAGGCUCUUCCAGGUCUCUCCAAUUAUGCCGACGACGGAGAGGACGAGUACCAACAAGAGCAACGUAUGAUUAGUGUUUUUGACAAUGUGCAAGUCUCUCUUCUUGCCACAGCCGAGAGAGGAAACAAACUCGAGAAGAAGCUUGCGCUGCAUUACGGCGGAUAUCAAAACCGGGCGAAAAUGCUACGGAGUAAGAUACUUGAAGCCAGCGCUGCUUUGGAGAAGUCAAAGGAUGAGCUAGAUGCGUUCCGUAACCUACAGAUUUCUGAGGAGGCAGCGAUUUCCACGAGGCUAGAGAAGCUGCGGGACGAUGUGGCUUUUGUCAUGAGAAGAGAGCGUGAAGCUCAAGAAGUAUACCGGACCCGAAAAGAGGAGCUUGAUGAGCUCAUUGCAGGGACAGGGGGGAUGAGACCGAUCGAAAAUUACUCCCCUAACGCGAUGGGCGUCAGAGAUUCCCAUGGGGAGGCAACCGCGACGCCGGACCCCGUUGAGAAGGGUUUCGCCACCCUCAACACCAUUCGGUAUGAUGGAGAAUUGAGAAAAGCCGAGAUCUUGUCUAUUAGACAGCGCAAAGAUGGCCCAAGCUUUUAUGUCCAUUACGUCGAUUUCAAUAAGCGUCUCGACGAGUGGAUUGAUUCCACGAGGAUUGAUUUAUCUCACGAGGUUGAAUGGCCACAGCCUGAGAAACCAGAGAAGAAGAAAGCAGGUCCUGGUAACAAAGCACCAAGCAAGAAUGCUCAGAAGCGUGCAAGAGCUGGAAGCCGCGAGGUUUCGGCAACCCCAGAUCUUUUGACGGGCAAGAAUACCAAUGUUGGCAAAGCACAGCGUCCGUCUAAGGCAGGCGGGAAAGAAAACCGUGAUGAGACGCCUGCAAAUUUGUCAAUCCUAGAUUCGGAAGCCAUUUCUGCAGAUGUGACCCCUAAGCCCGAAUCCGAUGAUGUUGAUAUGAUUGGCGUCAGCUUCACGGACACCAAGGAAGAGCACGAACAAGGUAAAAUGUCACGCGAAGAGGAAAUCGAACGAUUGCGUACCAGCGGGAGUAUGACCCAAAAUCCUACGGAAAUUCAUCGCGUGCGUAACUUGAAUCGUCUACAAAUGGGCAAGUUUGACAUUGAGCCCUGGUACUUCUCUCCUUAUCCUGCAUCGUUUUCAGAUGUCGACAUGGUCUACAUUGAUGAGUUUUGCUUGAGUUAUUUCGACAAUAAACGCGCUUUCGAGCGCCACCGUGCGAAAUGCACCCUUGUGCACCCACCUGGAAACGAGAUCUACCGAGAUGACCAUAUUUCAUUUUUUGAAGUGGACGGUCGACGCCAGCGCACCUGGUGCCGCAAUCUUUGCCUUCUUAGCAAGCUCUUCCUUGACCAUAAAACACUCUACUACGACGUCGACCCUUUCCUAUUCUACUGCAUGGCCACUCGGGAUGAGACCGGUUGCCAUCUGGUGGGCUAUUUCUCCAAAGAAAAAGAUUCCGCAGAAGGCUAUAACCUUGCUUGUAUCUUGACUUUGCCACAAUACCAGCGUCUCGGCUACGGACGACUGCUUAUUUCCUUUAGCUAUGAGCUCAGCAAGCGCGAAGGAAAGUUCGGCUCGCCAGAAAAGCCCCUCAGUGACCUGGGUUUGCUAAGUUACCGGCAAUACUGGCGAGAAACACUCGUGGAAUUACUCAUAGAGCCGGGCCGAGAGUCCAUGAGUGAGAACGAGCUUGCUGUGCUAACAUCGAUGACCGAGAAGGAUGUCCAUGAGACACUGGUCGUGUUCAACAUGCUUAGAUACCACAAAGGAAACUGGGUUAUUGUCCUCACGGACCAAGUCGUUGAACAACACAAUAAGCGCCUCGAGAAAGAGAAAAUCAAAGGGUCGCGCAAAAUUGACCCUGCUCGUUUACAAUGGAAGCCUCCAGUCUUCACAGCUUCAAGCCGAACAUGGAAUUGGUGA